AUGGAGGCGGCGCUGGAUCUUAUGCGGCGGAUGCCCCCGAGGCAGGCGGAGACGGCGCUCUCUGCGCUCCUCUCCCUCCUCCCUCACCAUGCUGACAAUCUCCUCUCCCAAAUCGACCAGCCUCUGCAGGUUCCUCUCUCUCUCUCUCUCUCUCUGCAUUUUUGUUUCCAACCGAAGUGAGGAGAUCUUCGGGAGGCAUCGGUGUUUUCUGAUCUCUCUGUUUUUGUUUCCUGCCCGGCUUGAUUUUUCUUCUUCUAUGUUUCGCUGCUUUCGUAUUUCCUGUGGCGGCAUGGCUCGGACGGAUGGAGCAGGCCCUCUUCGACGCGGAGUCAGGCAAGGAGUUUGUACUCUGCGAGUACAACAGAGACGCCGAUUCUUACAGGUGAAACCGGUUAACGAGGAGGGAGGGAGAGCUGGAUAGAUUGAUUUGAUCUUCGUAGUCACUGAUAUUCUUUCUCAUAUUUUUUAUGAAAUUAUUAACGUCUCAUCGUCGAAAGUAUCUCCCCACUAACACUCCCAUUCCGACCUUCUGCUGCCAUCCUCACUCGACUAUAACUACAUCUCUUGUGCUGCCGUUCUAUAAGAAUCCCAUGGGAAGCGGAAAUUGAGACGUCGCGUUUGGUUUUCUCAGUCCUUCCGUUGUGUCUUCGAUGGGAUCUUCCGUCUUUCCUGUAUUGCAUGCAUUAUACUGUGUUCUAUGGUAGAUUUCUCAUUAAAUUUGUCACACUUUGGUGCAAAUGACUGUGUGCCAAGUAUUUUCUAUUAAUUUUUCUUCCUUGUUCAAAUAUAGAUCACCAUGGUCGAACAAAUACCAUCCCCCAUUGGAGGACGGACCCCUCCCAUCAGAUGAUCUGAGGAAAUUGGAAAUCGAAGCCAAUGACAUCUUUUCAGUCUACCGCGACCAGUAAGUACCUUGACUGUAUUUUUCAUAAAUCUGAUCUAUCCAUCCUUGGCAAUUAGUUUCAUUCAGAAUCUUAAUUCACAUUUCAUUCGCCAUCCAUGUCGACGUUCUCUGAGGUAGUAACGGGGAAAAUUACUGGUAGGUAUUAUGAAGGUGGUGUUUCUUCUGUGUACAUGUGGAAGGAUGAUAGUGAUUGCAUUGCCGCCUGCUUUGUGAUCAAGAAAGGUUCGCAGUUGUGCCAUAAAUUUUCUGUGUCAAGGGGCAUGUACCUGAUUGUCCUGAGACGUGAUGUUUUCUUGGUGAAUGUGGCUGAAGAUGGUUCAAAGUCUGCUCAUGGGCGGAGAGGUUACCUACAAGAAGGAGCCUGGGAUGCCAUUCAUGUCAUUGAGGUAAGGACAAUUCAUUACAGCAGUAAAAAGCUUUCUGCUGUUACCCAUGGGGUUUCCAUUUAUUCUACUAUUGUAGAUUUCUAUCAAAUGCAUUUUUUAACUAUCUGUUUACUCAGGUAAGGUCGGAGGUAGAUGGAACCGCUCACUACUGCUUAACUAGCACUGUCAUGCUAUCCAUGACAACAGAGAGCAAGUCCUCCGGAACUUUCAGUCUGUCUGGAUCGAUCAGAAGACAAGUAAUUUUGCUUACAUUUAUAGUUUUUGUUUUUUCUGAAUCCUUAUCUGCAGUUGCUUCAUUUGUUGGAAAACCGCUUCAAUUUCAAGCUUCCUCAAACAAGUUGCAAAAACAUCUUAAAAUGAUACAAUCUCUGUUUUAGGCGGUAAGAGCUCUUAAUUAAUCAAAUUAACUAGAUACUUCUCUUCAACCUCUGCUCUGUCAAGGAAACUCUAUGUUCAAUUCCCUCAUAGCGUCCAGUAAUAGGAAACCAUAUCUGCCUCAUAAAUUACAUAAUGCUAGACACCUGACUUUAUUUGCAAUAUUCAACUGAAUUUCGUUGUUUUCCAUACCAGUCAUGUGGAUGACCAGAUCUUAAACGUGCCCAUAAUUUAUCGCUGUUAGAGGCCAUGAAUUAUCUUUGCUGUAUCCCAAAACGACAUUGUCUGAUAUAUUCACCUGCCCCGUUUAAACUUUAAAGGGUUGACCUUUCCCACCUGAGAUUUUUCCUGAAGAACCAUACUGGUGUCUGUGAGAUGAUCCCCUUCGCCAAGAGACUCCCAUAAUUCCCUUAAAUCCAGGUUUUUCCAAAAUAAAAGGCAAAUUCCCCAUUGAUCUUCACUCUCUCACCUUCCAGAUGAGUUUGGACCUCCCACUGGAAGAUGGGCACGUCUGUAACAUGGGGAAAAUGAUAGAAGAGAUGGAGGGUAAGCUGAGAAACUCCCUGGACCAGGUACUUAUUUGUUUCCCCUUAUCGAAUUCCUCCCCUACCCCCAUUCUUUCCCUGCUGCUUCAGAAAAUAUCUCCAACUUUGGUAGGUUUACUUCGGGAAGACAAGGGAGAUGAUCUGCACCCUGAGGCCUCCCCAGGAUGGCAUGCUUGCUAGACCUCUACCCCAGCGCUGA
Spirodela intermedia is the source of this 2409-nucleotide messenger RNA. NCBI's taxonomy places the organism in Eukaryota, Viridiplantae, Streptophyta, Magnoliopsida, Alismatales, Araceae. The record is from the annotation of a GenBank genome assembly.